Messenger RNA from Bolinopsis microptera, 1080 nucleotides. RefSeq names its product NADH dehydrogenase [ubiquinone] 1 alpha subcomplex subunit 9, mitochondrial-like. Bases 1 to 1080 code for a protein of 359 amino acids. NCBI's taxonomy places the organism in Eukaryota, Metazoa, Ctenophora, Tentaculata, Lobata, Bolinopsidae. The record is from RefSeq and is a predicted model, not a curated record. Gene Ontology annotation, cellular component: mitochondrion. The transcript is spliced from 7 exons. Gene Ontology annotation, molecular function: protein-containing complex binding.
AUGGCAGUGCGGGGUGUGAGAGCCCUGAGUGCUUCUCCUGUCACAGUGUCUACUGGUCGGGGUGGUAGGUCCUCCACCAACUCGCAUACUGUCACUGUUUUUGGGUCGACCGGGAGAAUGGGUCGCUUCUUGAUAAACAGUCUGGGGCAGUCUGGGUCACAGCUUAUUCUGCCACAUAGAUGUGACACUCACACCAUCAAUCCAUUGAAGAUGGCAAGUGAUCUGGGACAACAACAUCAAGUUUAUACUCCUGAUUUUAACGAUGAGGCUCAUCUUGAGGAUCUUGUUAAAUAUUCUGAUGUAGUUGUCAACCUUACAGGAUCACACCGACCGAGACUACACCACAGUUUCAAAGACAGUAACGCGACCCUGACCCACAAAAUAGCCCGGGCCUGCAAGAACGUCGGGACUCCCUGUUUCAUCCACAUGUCUCACAUCAACGCUAGCUAUGACUCACCGUCACAGUACCUUAAAACCAAGGCACUUUCUGAGGAGAUUGUGCUCCACGAGCUGCCCAACUCUGCUAUUAUAGUUCGUAGUGCCGACUGUUUCCACGCCUGGGACGACUUUACUCACUAUCUUGCACGUCUAAAUUCUCGCAAACGACUCGUGCAAAAAGGACGUACUCAGAUCUACAAGAGAGGGAUAUUCACGUACAAACAACCAGUGUUCGGGCCUGACGUGAUGAAAGGUGUGGCCAGAAUUAUAUCUACACCUGACCAAGAUAGGCAAAGAUUGUACCAGUUUGUCGGCCCCAAACUCUACUCUCUUCACGAGUUCAUGCAGUCUAUCACGGACAUUACCUUCCGUAUGUACCAACCGAUCUUCAACCCUGUACGGCACAUUGUUGAGGCCAACAUUGCGAGAUAUGAGAACUAUAUUCGGUACCAGAUGGUAACUGAUAAACCCAUAAACGGCCUCCCUGGACUGGAAGAUCUCGGUAUUAAACCCUCUGUCUUCGAGGAUGAAGCCCUCUUUUGGCUAAGGAACUACAGAAUAUUCUGGCAGACUUGGGACCCACUGGAUGGUCAGAAAUCUGAUAUCUAUAACAACUCCAUGGGUACCGGGGAGAACCUUUAG